Molecule: messenger RNA, 1351 nt
Organism: Corticium candelabrum
Lineage: Eukaryota; Metazoa; Porifera; Homoscleromorpha; Homosclerophorida; Plakinidae
Exons: 1
Coding region: 122-1261 (379 amino acids)
Source: RefSeq, a predicted model, not a curated record
GAACAAGAUUCUAGCCAUCAAUGGGUUUGCACUACCGGUUCUCACUUACGGUUUUGGCGUCAUUCAUUGGGGGUGCACGGACCUGCAGCAGCUCGAUCGUCGGACCAGAAAGCUUCUCUCUAUGCACGGAGUCCACCAUCCUGCUGCAGACGUUGACCGACUGUACGCUCCUUGCAGUGAUGGGGGUAGGGGGUUACAACAGAUUGAGUCGACAUAUCAAUCUUGUAUUGUGAGGCUGAGCUGUUACCUUGCUGACAGUUCUGAUCCUUUCAUGCAGAUGAUACGGGAGUGUGACUCUGGAAAAUCUUCACACUCGAUCAAGCGCAUGGCUUGUCGGUUUACUGCACAGCUGCGGAGGAGUCUUGCUUUGGACGACAAGUCGCAGAACUUACACAGGAGUGCAUCCAUCUCGGUUGAAGGUGGCUUCGAGCAAGCGCCUAAAACAGAUGCGAGACAUUACCGUACGUGUUGCAGUUCUCUUCGUGUGCGGUCCUGGAGCGGGAAGCCUAUGCACGGACAGUAUCGUCGUCUCACUGAGCAACCGCCUGUGGACAUGAAAGAGACCUACGGAUGGCUAAAGGCAGCGAAUCUUCCUGCUGCAACUGAGGGACUGGUUGUUGCUGCUCAAGACCAAGCUCUUCGGACUCGGUACUAUGAGCGCAAGAUUCUACAUCGUGAUGUCAGUCCUACUUGCCGCAUGUGCAGUGUAGGCCUGGAGACAGUCGACCACAUUGUGGCAGGCUGUAGUGCUUUGGCACCGACGGACUACACUGAUCGACACAAUCAGGUGGCAUCCAUCAUUCACUGGGACGUUUGUCGCCAUUUUGGGGUUCCAGUGGAGAGCAGAUGGUACCGGCAUCAUCCUGAUAGGCUUGUGGAGACGGAUGACAUUACUAUGAUGUGGGAUACCACCAUCCCCACUGCCAGGAAGAUCAAAGCCAAUCGUCCAGACAUCUGUCUCAGAAAUAGGAAGACAAACACUUGUCUUCUUAUUGAUAUCAGCUGUCCUGCUGAUGGCAACAUUGGCAAGAAACAUGCUGAGAAGUUGGCGAAGUACAGCGACUUGCGAGUGGAGAUAAGCCGCAUGUGGCAUUGUCGAACACUGGUGGUUCCGGUGGUCUUGGGAGCUUUGGGCACAGUGCACGCAGGUAUUGCACGGUGGCUGGACAUUAUUCCAGGUCAUCACAACCUGCAGCACUUACAGAAAACAGUGCUUCUGGGAUCUACUCGGAUCCUUCGUAAAGUCAUGUCUUCUUUCUAGACAGCCGUGAUGGUCUAAGUACUUCUGAAGCAGGGUUUGCUUCUGGUACUUGUAAUAGACUUUACAAACCAGACUGAUCUGGUUGAGCAC